Klebsormidium nitens is the source of this 2802-nucleotide messenger RNA. Lineage: Eukaryota; Viridiplantae; Streptophyta; Klebsormidiophyceae; Klebsormidiales; Klebsormidiaceae. The record is from the annotation of a GenBank genome assembly.
AUGGGCAAUCAAAAGGCCACGCGCCUGAAGAAGAAGAAAGGGCCUGGCAUUGACUUCAAGCGAGUGAAGUCAAAAGUGGGCAAGAAGCUGCCCAGGGCAGACAACUUCACCAGGACCGACUUUAAGGCCAAAGCGCUCCACUUGCCGGACCAGAGUGUGACGGCCAGCAAGGGCACGGCAGUGACCUCCCGCAACCUGAGCCUGCAGGAGCUGCUGGGGCAGGCGUCGCACUACAAUGCCCACUCCAGAAAAGACUCCCUGGGUGGCCUCCAGGAGCUGCUCCAAGCCCACCCUGCGCUGCUGCCCCUCCACACAGCUGCCAUCAUUGAGAAGAUCGCCCCGCGCAUUGCGGACGGCGACCGCGCCGUCCGAGAAGCUCUCCUUGGGCUGCUGUCCAAGACAGUGCUGCCCGCUCUGCCAGAGGCUGUUGUCGCUCCCUUCUUCCCUGUCCUUGCGGUGCAUGUCUGCAAUGGGCUGACCCACAUGACAGCGGAGGUGCGGCUGUCCUCUGUGGCGUUCCUGGACCUGCUCAUAGCCCGGUACCCCGCCCUCCUGCGGGCCUCCCCUCUGCACGCACAGAUUGAGGACCACUACGUGACGCUGCUGUCCAUCACGGGGCCGUUUGGGCGCACCCCCGCCUCCCUGCUCAAAGUCCUGUCCAGCCUGCACAGCUUCCUGCAAGCCUCGCAGCCCGCAGCUGCAUCGCAGGAGAAGGCCAGCCAGACAAAGGAUGACAUGUGGCAGUGGGGUCGGACGAGGGCGUCCAGCCUGCACGGAAACAGGAGCGCUGUGGGCCCAAAGGACGGGGGCAGGUGGCCGAGGGAUGGAGAAGGUGCAGCAGAUAGCCCUGGUGAUGCGCGCGGUGCCGUUCCCCCCCUGGCUGCACGGCUGGUCCCUCGCCUGCUCGACUGCUGGAGCGAGUGCACCCCCGCCGCGCUCGCCGUUAAGCCGGACCCCCCCACUGCACAGAGCCUCGUCCGCAUCGCCCGCGUCCUCCAUCUCUUAUUGGAUCACGAGUCCAUAAGCGGGCAGUCAAUCGCUCAAGAGUACCUCCCCCAGCUGACCCACAAGGUGGCGGCGCAGUUCCCGGUCGCCGCCCCGGGGGUCCGAGUCAGCGCGCACGACAUCGAAGACCUGGUAGACUUGAAUCUGGCGGUGUGCCAGCUGAUGCUGCCCUUUUUCGGGGGGGUGGGCGCACCCCCCUGGGAAGGAGCGCUCGUGGAGUACCUGCAGGGAGUCCUCGAGGGGCGGGUUCUGCCCGGCAGCGGCAAGGGGUUAGCGCACGGGUUAGAGAAGCGGGCGUUAACCGAGGCGCAGACCGGGGUGGUGCUGGCGAGCCUGGGGCAGCUGCUGAGGGUGGUCGGGGAAGAGGAGCGGAGUGGGCUGCUGGCCGCAUUCACCCGGUUCUAUCUCGGGUGCGGGCCGCAGUCGCGGAGCAAGGCGGCGGCGCUCCACUUCAUGGGGGGCCUCCUGCAGGACGAGUCCACGUUCUCGCUGGUCCCCCCUGCCGGCGUUCAGCAGUGGCUCUCCUCCCUCCCCCGCCUCCUGUGGGAGCUGCGCUCCGCCUCCCCCCCGGCCUCCCACCAAGUGUUACUCCUCCUGCUGCGCUCUGCCCGGGCGGCUUCUCCCGAGGGCCCUCUCGCGUCCACCAUCGCCGCUCUCCAGCCGUCGUUGCUACCCUUCGUCUGCUUGACCGUCCCCCCGAAAAAGCAAGGCAGCGGGGAAACGCGCAAGUUUGGGCCGUUUGUGAGCCUUCCGGAAAAGACGCAGGCGCUGGCGGUUGACUUGUUGCCGCAUCUAGGGGCGCUCGCGCCUGCGCUCAUCAGCGCGCUGGCGCACUGCUGCGGCGCCCCCGGGGUGGGCGUGCAAGUGGUUCUGCGGUUGUUGCAGGUUCUGCAUCACUGCGCGGCCGCGGCUGACACGCUGACCGUCGCCACGUACCUGAGCUUCCUCGUCACGCUGCUGGCCAAGUGGUCGGCCCUGGCGCACCCAGGUGGAGCGCCCGCUGCUUCAGAUUCCGGUCGAGCCCCCGGAAAGGAAGCGGAGUCCAGGGAGGGCGCAGCGACAACGUCCGGCAGCAGAGAAGCUCCUGGAGGGAAAGAGUCCGAAGCGCUUUUGGACGGCAUCUGUGCGGGGUUGGCGCGGGCGGGGGGUGGCGCAGUGGUCCUGAGCCUGGUCGGCCCUCUGCUGGCGAAGCUGUUAUUAAGCGCGAGCGGUGAACAAGAAUCUGAAAGUAGGGGAAUGGACGUCUGGGCAGUGUAUGCCGUCCUGCGAGCCGUGAGCACGUGCAGUGAGGAAAGGGUAACAGCGGAGCCGGAAGCGACCGGCAUGCCGGCCGAACUGGCGGCCUUGCUGCCGUCGGCUGUGGCCAGGUACUGGCUAGAGGUGACGUCAGCGACAUCUCGAGGCACCGGGUGGUUGGCUCCGAUGUUGCGGCCGUGUGUGUUUCUGCUGCGAAGGCAGUCGUGGUUGCUAGCACCCGUGCUAGAACAGCUGAUGUUUAAUCUGGAUGGGUCCGGUGUGGCGCAAGUGAGCGGUCUUGAUCAAGAGGUGAGCGCCGUCAACAGGGGGAGAAGGGUUUUGGCCUCUCUUUUGCGGCUGUUCGCAGUCAGCGAGCUCGAGUCUCUCCUCGUGGACUGUCGGGUGGUAGUGGAUAAGCUGCUCCGGUUGUUGCAAAAGUUAGUCCAGGGGUCAGGGCAAAGCGACGGCCAGCGGGCAUCGCUGCUGCGUGAGGACUUGGCGAAGCUAGAGGCACGAGCGGCAGUGCUGUAUGGACAGCGGACGUUUGGAAAGUUUGCUUGA